Messenger RNA from Xiphophorus maculatus (southern platyfish), 1570 nucleotides. RefSeq lists its product as uncharacterized. The transcript has 11 exons. Bases 4 to 1401 code for a protein of 465 amino acids. The record is from RefSeq and is a predicted model, not a curated record. NCBI's taxonomy places the organism in Eukaryota, Metazoa, Chordata, Actinopteri, Cyprinodontiformes, Poeciliidae.
AACAUGUUAUCGUCUGUCCUGCUGCUGCUGCUUCUGAUCAGCGGGUCACAGGCUGAUUAUUAUGGCUUUGUGUACAGCUACUCAGCUAAAGACCUCCAAGCAGGUGGAUUCCCGACCGUGGCUCGCUACCUGUACAGCUUCAGCACAUGUGCAGAGGUUGAUGCACAGGUUUGUGGAAACGGCUGCAAUUUUUCAGAGAUAACCUUGAACAAAAUCCAGGAAAUCAGCGGCGAAUGGUGUCAGAAAGAAAGACUGGUUACCAGUGUGAAUAAUGGGAGCCAGCUGAGUCAGUUUGGGUUUUCUGGUGGGAACUGGACAGACAACAGGAAUGGGAUUGCUUCGUUCAGAGUCCAAAUGCAGGAUGAGGGAGGAAUCCGCUCCGAUACCGGCAAACCCAACACAUCUCCACUGACCACGGUCCUUCCUGUUCUGAGAGUUCCUUCUAAUUGUCAGAGAAACAUCAGCCUGUUGGCAUUUGACCCGGAUGGAGAUGAAAUAAGAUGCAGAGAUGCACAAAAUGCAUCCGAGUGUGACGUCUGCACACCGGCACCUGUCAUCGACCUCUCAUCCUCGUGUGCUCUGACAUUCAGCCCCACCAGCAGCAGUAAUGAAGGUUCGUACGCUGUGCAGCUCAUGAUGGAGGACGUUGCCGGACAGACGAUCACCUUGACUCAAGCAAAUGGUGGAAUGUCACAGAGGUACACAGGAGACGUCCUCAACAAGAUACCUGUCCAGUUUGUUUUUAAAGUUGAUCCUGUUGCACCGUCCUGCACUGAAGGCGUCUAUCUGCCCAGAUUCCUGCCUCCAACUCCAGACAAUGGGGCAAAAAUCAGCACCACCAUCAAUCAGACCCUGGAAAUCACUGUCAGGGCCGAAGCAUCGCAGUCUGAGAUCACUGACCUUCUGUUCAGCGGCCCGUACAAUGUGAUCAGGAGCGAAUCAGGGUCGGGAACCUUCACCCUGACAUGGACGCCAUCUGACUCUGAAGGAGGACUUAGCCAUCCCAUCUGCUUUGUUGUCCGGGCAAACUUCUCCAGCUCCGUGUUAACCUCUGACCUUCGCUGCGUCGUUGUGACGGUUGCAGAAAACUCGGCUGCAGCUGUAACUACAACCGGACCCACUACCAGUACACCAACAGCUGCAGUGGGCAUAACAACAGCCCGACCACCAACGACCAGCACUACAUCCAUCAGUACCGCUGCAAACCAAACAACACCUGAACCCGGACCAUAUUAUGUUAUUGCCCUGAAUGCAAAGAUCUCAGCCACCGUGUCACUGAUAAAUGAUAAGGAGGCCCUCGCCCAGCUGAUUAAGGAAGAACUGAUUAGCUAUGGGCUGCCACAAACCAUCAGCAUUAGGAUCCUGAGCAGCGGUUCAUUGGAAGUAAAAAAUGCCACAUAGUGGCGACUUCUUGCAGGAAAAUGGUUUUAGUGACUCGUUGAUUCAGGAUUUUAUUUUUCACACUCUGUAAUCAACCACAUUUAUGAAGCUUUCUGCAUGAUGAUGAACAUCAAAAUAUUCGAUUUCAUUUUGAUUUUACAUGGCUUAGCUGGGAAUGAAUGUUAGACUG